AACUAACUUCAUUAUAUUGUUGUAUCAUAACCUUGUUGUGCAUCUUAAAAACGAAUGUUGAAAAAACAAAUAUGUUUCUUUAUAUUCUAUCAUAUUCUUUCAUAAUGUAAUAUAUAAAUUAUAUUAUAUUAAAUACAACAGCUGAUACAUCAUGUUAUUCCAACUUCUAUGCCGAAAUAGUAAUGCUUCCCUUCAUUCAAAAAAUUAAAAAUAUUUUUCAUUAUUCGAUAAAAUGUUUCUAAUAAAGUCUGCAGUAAUUUAUACUAUACUUUUUUUAUUUUUAAUGUUAAUUUUCUUGCUCUAUAUACUUGGAGCUGCUCGUUAUAUUACAGAUUUUGAAGAAAAUACUUGUGAUAUGACAUACAUGUUUGAAUAUCCACAAUACGUGAGAAUCUCUUUGGAUACUGAGAUAGAAGAACAAUAUCCAAGAUAUGGAUUAUACGCAUAUGGAGAAGGUUUUAUUACCGAGAAGCUUAGAAGGAUGUAUUUCUCAGGAAUACCAGUACUUUUUAUACCUGGCAAUGUUGGAUCUCAUGAACAAGUAAGAUCUCUUGCUUCUGUCAGUUUGAGAAAAAGCCUGAAAGAUAGAACUCCAUUUCAUUUUGAUUAUUUUACUGUUUCAUUAGGCAAGGAUUAUUCUGCUUUAUAUGGAGGCGUGUUGAUGGAAGAAACAAUGUAUGUUUCAUACUGCAUACAAAAGAUAUUAAGUUUAUACAAAACUAAGAUGGACAAUAUUAUUCUCAUAGGACACUCAAUGGGAGGUAUUAUAGCUAAAGGUUCUGUUGUAAUGACACCAAAUAUAAAUGCUAGUGUUGCCAGCAUUAUUAUUACUUUGGCUACACCUCAUACACCUACUUUAGUAUUAGACCAUACUUUCGCCAAUUAUUACCAAAAUUUAGAAAAACGCUUAAGUGAAAUAAAAGCUGCAGGAACAAGUGUAGUAUCAAUAGGAGGUGGACCACGAGAUACACUUAUAACUUCAACUCAAAUUUUAGAUCCUACAGCUGAUAUUAAUGUUAUUUCCAAUACUAUACCAGAUGUUUGGAAAUCUACUGACCAUUUGAGUAUUUUGUGGUGUAAACAAUUAGUACUUUCUAUUGUGUGUUCAUUAUUUGAUUCUGUUAAUUAUACUCAAAAACCAUCCAAAAUUGCCUCUACAGCUAAGGAAAGAAUGCAAGCAUUGUCAUAUCACUUUCAUCAUCGUGCUUCGGGAAAAAGAUUAUAUUCUUAUAAUGAAACAAUGCAAUUUGAACCUGGUGGAAUAUGGAUAGAAAAUAUUCAAAGGCAUUAUACAUGGUCUAAUAAAAAUUUGCCUAAAAAGACAUCCUUUGUCUAUCUUAUGAUCAGAUUGAAUGGACAACCAGAUUAUUUAACUAUUGAUACCAUAAAUUUAGAAUCUAAGGAUUGGUUAUUUGCAUGUACUGCAUCCAGUAUACAAGGACAAUCAAGAGUUUGUAAUUGGGGUUGGAAUUUGACAAAUAGAACAAGAAUUUUGCCAGAUCCUUUACAUCGCUUAAGAAAAACUGUUGACUUAAGUUUCCAAGAAAUAAAAUAUCCUGGUGUAACACAUAUUAUAAUAAAAAUUACACCAGAUAGUUUAGAAAAUUAUAUUACAAUAAAUGUUGAUUUGUAUUCUUAUAAUACAAGACUUGUACCUGUUAAGAGUACUUUUCCUUUAUUGAAAAAUGUAUUUAUAAAACCUCGAAUUCAAAAGUCUGAUCUAGGACAUGUUAGAUAUUAUGCAAAUUUUGAUAAUGCUAUGGAUGUUGUUACUGUCGAAUUUAAAAUAUCUGACUGUACAGAUCCAAAACAUCAUGCAAUAGUUGAAUUAUUAGAACCAGAGAGUAUUGGAGUCACACAAAUUCAGUUUUUUACAGUUAUGGACAAUGGGCCAAAAUCAAUAAAAGUUCAAAUUAAACAUAAAUAUUACAAUGUUUCUCCAAAUUUAAGGAUAACUCUAGAUCCCGCAUGUUCAUAUAUAAUUAAUAUUCAAGAAGCUGGGAUUAUAGAUCGAAUAUCUUGUAUUGUUAGAGAUCGCUGGUAUCUAUUGUAUACAACGAUUAUUAGUUUACUUCUACUGUUUUUAUCUACCAGAAUUGAUCAUGGUCUUAAACAAACUCCAAUAAUAGUAAUUACGGUAUUUCUAUCAUAUUAUUAUGAUUUAAUGUUUGAAUGUUUAGUUGCUUUAGCAAUUGUUUGCAUAUUUACCAUUGGACUAUGCUGUUCUAUUAUAUUCCUUGGUUCAGUAGCUCAUAACAUUGCUGUAAGAUUUCUAGCUCGUGCAAUAGCUUUUUCAACAACAUGGUCAGAUUGGCUACUUGGAGGAUUAAAUCAGUUGCCUUUUAUUAGUGCAAUUCUUAUUUUAUCUUUAAUCCCAGCAACUUGCGGGGGUUUAGCUAUGCUAAUUUCAGUUUUUCUGUAUUUUCUGACUUUAACAAAAAUGUAUGAAGAUUACUUAGAAGAACUAUUAAUGGCUUCGUUACAACAUUUUAACUGGAUACGACGAUUCAGAAGUGCGAGAGAUGAUUCUGAAGGACAUGAAAAUACAAGACAAAAAAUAUUUAAUCAUCUUAUUCUUUUCAUUCUCUGGUGUUUUACUGCUAUUCCAGCCGUACCUUCUGUACUUGUGUGGGCAAAAAAUUUCAGUUAUGAUAUGAAACUUUCUUCCGAAGAUCCUUUAUUAUUACAAAGCUGGAUAGUUUUAGUGACAUGCAGUACAAUGGGAUGGGUGCAACUCCCUUCCAAUAAUCGUAAGAAUCAAUCUCAAGUAUUAUCCAGUAUAUUAUGUUUCUCAGGUUGGAUUAUACUUUUAAUGGGAGCAGCACCUUAUCCAGCUUUUUAUCAAUAUUAUAUGCCACCUGCUGUAGCUGGAGUUACUAUUAUUAUUGCAUUAAAUGUAAUUUUUUUUUGAAUUUUUUAAAUUUUUUUAAUAUUGUUCACUUGAAAAAGAAAUAACAUACAUCAAUUUCAUGACAUGUCAUGUCCAUCUAUUGUAUUUGUGUGUAAAUAUAUUUAUUUUUAGAGAAUGUGUAAUAUACUA
Frieseomelitta varia is the source of this 3040-nucleotide messenger RNA. It is a transcript of the gene PGAP1, whose product is annotated as GPI inositol-deacylase. Gene Ontology annotation, cellular component: endoplasmic reticulum. The coding region runs from base 233 to 2911 and encodes 892 amino acids. Gene Ontology annotation, biological process: GPI anchor metabolic process; endoplasmic reticulum to Golgi vesicle-mediated transport. The record is from RefSeq and is a predicted model, not a curated record. NCBI's taxonomy places the organism in Eukaryota, Metazoa, Arthropoda, Insecta, Hymenoptera, Apidae. Gene Ontology annotation, molecular function: phosphatidylinositol deacylase activity. The transcript has 10 exons.